This is a messenger RNA of Cladophialophora immunda, 291 nucleotides long. RefSeq lists its product as uncharacterized. Bases 1 to 291 code for a protein of 96 amino acids. The record is from RefSeq and is a predicted model, not a curated record. Lineage: Eukaryota; Fungi; Ascomycota; Eurotiomycetes; Chaetothyriales; Herpotrichiellaceae. The transcript has 2 exons.
AUGUGGAAGCAAUUGGCCACUUUCUUAUCGCCGUAUUCGAUCCGCGCCAAUGUUCACGUACCUGGCAUCAUAUCCUCUGAGAUGUCUCAGUCGCUCCUCCAAAGCUUCGGCUCCGACACUGAGAGCGGAGGCAAUCUGUCAAGGGCUGAAAUCCCCGUGUGCCGCGCAGGUACUGGGGAAGAUGUGGCGAGCACAAUCCUCUACCUGGUCAGCAAUACCGAGGCCUUUUUGCAUGGAACCAUAAUUCCAUCAGAUGGCGGAAGGACUUCUAUCACCCCGGCUGCAUAUUGA